GUAUAAAAAGGAGAUGGGGAGAGCGAGCACUCUCCAACUCAUAGUGAGGUCUGGCGUUAUCAUAAAAAGACUCUGAAGAUGUGGAAAGCCUUUGUCUUGAUUCUCUGUGUCACGCUGGGGUCAGCCUCAUGCCCGGAGAAGUGUCGCUGUCCCGUUGAAGUCGCCACAUGUGCGGCGGGAGUCGGUGUCAUGCUGGACACUUGUGGAUGCUGUGAAGUUUGUGCCCGGCAGCUCUUUGAAGACUGCAGCAAGACGCAGCCAUGUGACCAUGCGAGGGGACUGGAGUGCAACUUUGGAGGUGGAUUUGGUUCUGCCAAGGGCAUCUGUCGAGCUAAAUCAGAUGGAAGAACGUGUGACUACAACAACAAGAUAUAUCAGAAUGGAGAGAUCUUCCGUCCAAACUGCAAACACCAGUGCACGUGCAUGGACAGUGCUGUUAGUUGUGUCUCUCUGUGCCCACGUGAGCUCCUGCUGCCCAAACUGGCUUGCGUCAAACCCGGACGGGUCACGGUAGCAGGACGGUGCUGUGAACGGCUCGUCUGCACUGAGAAAGUGAAGCCACAGAGUUCUGGAGGGAAGAAGCACAGAAAGAAGGAGAGCAAAGACAGAGCAUCUGAAGAUGACCUCACCAACAAGAAUGAACUGGCCCCAGAGUGGAGAGAAGAAUCAGAGCCUUUGGCUGCUUUCGGGAGUCACCCAGUGGGCCACAAAGUUGCCAUAGGAGAGAAGUGUGUGUCUCAGACCACAGCCUGGUCACCCUGCUCCAAAUCCUGUGGUGUCGGAGUAUCGUCCAGGGUGAACAACAGCAACAGGCAGUGCAAACCGAAGACAGAAACUCGCAUCUGUGAAGUCCGCCCGUGUAACCAAAAGACGAAAGGUCAGAAAUGCAGCCACGUAGAAAAGGCCGGCCGUCCAGUGAAGCUUUCCUACGACGGCUGCCGCAGCCUUAAGAGGUUCCAGCCCAGACACUGUGGGUCUUGCUCCGAUGGGCGAUGCUGCGCGCCUCAUCAAACCCAGACAGUACCUGUGCACUUCAGGUGCAGAAACGGAGCGACCUUCCGCACGAUGGUGAUGAAGAUCAAGUCUUGCAUGUGCACCCUCAACUGCUCUGGCAGUGAUGGAAAGAUGGAAAACAACCUUUACACACUUAACAAACAUAUGCAUUAAUUGGAAAUGCAAACGUCACUAAUUCAGCAAAUAAAAUGCAAUGUGGGGUUAGAGGAA
This is a messenger RNA of Solea senegalensis (Senegalese sole), 1224 nucleotides long. Its product is annotated as CCN family member 1-like. The record is from RefSeq and is a predicted model, not a curated record. Gene Ontology annotation, molecular function: protein binding. The transcript has 5 exons. NCBI's taxonomy places the organism in Eukaryota, Metazoa, Chordata, Actinopteri, Pleuronectiformes, Soleidae. The coding region runs from base 79 to 1167 and encodes 362 amino acids. Gene Ontology annotation, cellular component: extracellular region. Gene Ontology annotation, biological process: signal transduction.